GGCGGCCAAGCCAAAAUAAAUAAGUGACCGAGUCAUAUUUUCCAAAUUCCCGUAAUUCCCUCCUUCUAAAUUUCAAGUUGAAAAGUGAAAUAAAAAGCGGCGUUUUCUCUCCAAAUCUGUUUAUUUACCCUUCGUCCAGUUCGAAUCUCUUCGAAUGUUACCAAAAAGACGCGAAUUUUGUUGGAGUGCUUAUCGACUAUACCAGCCGCGUGCUUUAAUUUGAGGUUAAGCUCAUCUUCGAUGACCGGAAAUGGAUGGGGAUCUCGUGCGGGCAUUAUUCACUCACAAUGCAUCCUAAACAGAGUCUGUGUUCUGUCUGAGGAGCGUCACUCAUCACGAGCAGUCUGCUCGCCAAAAUUCGCAGAUUUUCCAGAUUGCGCCGCCGCCCCCACCUCUCAGCGCAUGAAAAACGCAAAUCCCUUCGGAUCCCGGAUCCCAAUCGGAACAAGCUCUCUGUCAUGGGGCCGUAAGCCCGCGAAUGUGGGAGCCGGGCUCGAAACGGGAGACAGUGGAGCGUCUUCCGAUGGAGGGUGAUGAUUGGUGCUGAGGAGCACUCGAAAAUCACUCCCGGGGAGAAGCGAUCAAUCUUGUCGGCGGAAGAGAGGACCCGUAAUUGCGCGAUGGCCAGUGCAAGGGUGACAAUGACGACUACCCCGGCAAAAAGGGCCAUUUGUCAUGCCGCAAGAUGACUCUGAUGACAGCUUGGCACUUGGACUCGUCCUCCCGCCAGCGACUCCACUGACCGAUUCUCUUUGAAGCCCCCCCGAAAAUUCCUCCCAUGGCCAACGUAGGCUUCGUCGUCGAGAUGUCCAUCUUCUACGUUUACUCUCUCGCAAUGGCAUUCACGGAGGAAACCCCGACCAACCUCAAACCAAACCUUAUGAAGGUUUAUGAGCUGGAGUCAACAAACAUUCUUUUGAGUAUAACAAAAAGUGUGGUUGGCUUGUCUAUGUUCCUGCGAGGGGCAACUGUCUACUUUUACAUCGGGACUUUAGCUUGCAUGUUCAUCCCUAUCAUAACCAAUUCUCACCCUUAUUUCUACGUCCCAUGGUUACUGGUAGCUCUUUUCCGAUGCGUCGUGUUCAACCUUUUCCUACUGAUGAGCGGCUUCUGUGUUUGUGUCAUCUUCUCGCCUAUCAAACCAGCUUGCAUGGAGUUCAUAUUCAUUAAAAUGCUAGAGUCAGUCAUAUACUCAUACUUCUGGCUCAAAAUAAACCGGAAAUACGUGGAGCUUUGCCGGCAAACGGGCAUUAAGUACGUGCCGUUCUUGCGGCAUUUCCAAAGCAGAGCCGAGUUCCUAUCCCAGGAGGUCACAUACCGUCGUCGUCGCCUGCGCACCCUCGGCAACCGGGUACCUCCGCCACCCUCCAACCGCCCGCCACCCCCUUGCGUCUCCGUCGACGACCUGGACUGCUCCUCCGACAGCGACUACAGUCUCUCGAGCCUCAGGGACUCGGAGAUGACCAAGGGUAGCCGCUCGCUGGAUUCCCUCUUCACGAAAGCGACGAUGGAUUGGUUCAUCAAAGAAGCUCUCGUUCAUCAGAGCGUCGAGAAGGACGACGCCCGGUACGAGGAAGGACUUGCCAAACGGGCCGCUACGUUCCUGCAAAGAACGCUCGGGCAGAAACCUCGUUCAGCUCGCAGUGACGAGUUCGAGGUCAUCACGAACCUCUUACCACUGCACACGACCCAGCGUUACGACCCUACGCAGGACGAGGAGACCCCGGUUGUCAAGGAAACCAGAGCUGUUGGGAACAGAGAGGUAUGCUCGAGGGAGUCAAAGUCAACUUGCGUCGAAGAGGAAAUCCCACUUACCGCGGAUGGGAAAACUUUAGAUACGUGCUUCGAUGACUCAAACUCGAAUAUAGAAAACGCCGUUGAGGAAGAGAUACCAAGUAUGGAAACCGAGAGUCACUGGUGCGAAAAUGGAUUCGAGAUCGGGCAUGGAAAAAAUCCGUUUGUCGAGGAGGAAGUUUUCAGACCUGUAUUCGGGGCUUGUAACAGUGUAGGAUUAGAGACCACUUUGCGAAGUGGGAAAGACGGUUCGGAUGAAUUUGAUUGCUCGGAUGACGAGAGUUUAUGUCCGACGGGAAAAUUUUUCGGCUCUCCCGCGUGUCUUCGGCAAAAAGUGCCACUAUUUGAUACGGAAAAGGAUAAUUCUGAUCCAGAUGAGGAGUCGCACAAGUGCUCAGAAAUGGAGCGCUCCAAGUACCUCGUUGAUCGAAAUUCAGCUUCUGAUACGACAGAAUGUGGCCAGUUACAAUCGCUUGUAACAAGAAACACUGACGAUGGGAAUGAAUCCAGUUGUGCGCUGAUGAAAAAUGAGGCGCUGAGGGUAAAUCAGGACCCUCCUUCUGACAAGGGACCAGCAGGCAGUCAUUCCCAGUCGAGAGAAGACGAGAUUGAUGGUCAACUCGUGGCUAAAUUAGUCAUCGAGUCGUCAGUUGGUGCGAUGCAUGGUGCAAAUCACUCAAGCAUCGGGAGUUUCACUGAGGCUGGAUCAGAGACAAAGUCAUGUGAUUCUUCCAUCAGUCCUGAUAUAUUGACUCUUGAUCGUAUCAAGGCAGUUGUCAACGAAGCACAGAUAAAUCAUGAAUGUCUGAACGCCAAUGAUUUGCCAGCAGACAAACGAGACUUAUUAAAUGAUGAGAAUCGCCUCACUAACCCAUUGAAUGAGUCAUCAGAGGUAAGAAAAAUAGAACCUCUUGAAUAUCGUUCGGAGAGUUCAUCGGUGCCUUCUCAUGAGAAGUCGUCAUCCGAUGAUAAAAUAAAGUGUCAAGAUGAUCGGUGGAUUCGAUGCACCAAUGAAUUAUCCUCAGCCAGUCCGACCCAGUCGCUUUCAUCAGGGACCCUCACGGCUGACGAAUCAAAAAACAUGGGAGCAGAUGAGUCCUUUGAGGAUGGCUCGUUCAACAGUACAUCCAACGACGAGCAACUAGCUGCUGAGAGAACAUCUGGUGAGAACUGGGAAUCGAAGUUCGAGCAAAAUGUUUCGAGAGAGGGAGUCGUGCUCGAGACAAUAAUGUGGCGUGGGAAUGCGUCGUCGUUCGAUUGUGCCACCAGUUCAACUUCAUCUGUUUUUUCGCAAGGAAUGACACAAACUGUAUUGAUGCAAAUAAUGGGAGAACAUGUUCAGUCUGAGGAGCAGAUUGGGUCUCUUGAUCGUUCAGAUUCUGAUGGAAGUGCCGGAUACCAAGUAUCGGUUAUUGACUUAACCAAUUGUUCCGAUUGUAACUCUAUCAAUAACAUGGGAAUCAAACAUCGAGCUCGAAAAUUCUUACCCAAUACGAGGACCUUAGAACAAAGUGUGCGCUGCGACAGUAAAUCGACUUCUAGAAGUAUGAAUUUUUCCGAGGAGUCAUCAAUGGACCAUUCUGACUCGCUAGAUCAGACUGGUGAAAAGCGCCUCGAAAGCCCUCAGGUCGAACUAGAUAAAAAAAUUGAGUCUUGUAGGUGUUGCUUGAACUGUGAACAUGAUGAAUCCGUAUUUUUCUCGACGGGAUCACGAACAAACUCAUCUACGAAUCAAAGCAUUGAAUAUACUCAUCAUGGUGCAGACUUCUCUGAGUAUACCAGCCUUGCCUCUGAGGAAAGCGCCGACAUCUGUCCUUCAAGGUUGUAUUCUAGUGGCAAAAAUUCUCCCGAAAAAUUCAGUAUUGAUGAGAGUUUUGAAAGCCAUACGAAUUCAGGUAGAGACGAAGAAACUUCGAUUGACAGUGCCACUCCCGAAAUCCCAUAUAUUUGUCGGAAUGAAACUUCUGGUCGAACGUCAACAGAACAAUCUAAUAAAUCUGUUCUCAUCGAGAAAUCCUCUACGAGUAGCCAAGCCAACAUUAUCGAUCAAUCUGUGGAGGAGUAUGCCAAGCUGCCGUGUGGGUUGAUCAAUAACAUAUCCGUCACGGAAGAGACGGUAAGCGUAUUGAGCGAUGUAUCGGCAAUGGUGAGAACAUCAGGAUCAACAGACGUGAUUAAAAAGUCCAAUUCUGAAGUUGAAAAAGGCUCGAUGGUUGAACUUAAUCAUUCAAAUGCUAAUGAAAAUGUCUACGACUGCACAACAUCAAUCUUGGAAUCGUAUGAUGUCCCUGAAUUGACUCCUGAAACUCUUACCAAAAUAAAUUCAAAUGGCACAGUCAAUCAACUUAUCUGCACCUCUACUUCCGCUACUUCAAUUCCUAACAAGACAUUUUUUGAGACGAUCCGAACUACCCACUCCACUACACCCGUCGAAAAAUGUCCCGAGGUUCAAGAUGACAAUAUUCGUACUGUGGAGUUCGUGCGUGAAAGUGAUCCAGUUGAAAAUCGUCGGGUACUCAAUCCUCAAAGUAGUAACUCAAAAUCACAGAAUUUUGUUUGCUCUUCGUCCCUUGUGGAGCCACUACUAACCAAGACCUCUUCUCCUCCUCCUCACUGUCUCUCCGAUAAAAAUGUUUCUCAGGAUGAUAAUAUUUUGGAUCUGAACGCGAGCCCUCUAACUUGCCCAUUGCAAUCUAGAUCACCUGAUUCCGCCGCGGUGGCUGCUAAAUGCAACUCUACGGCUGAUCCUCAAUCGGGGCUUCACUCAUGCCAUUCAAUUAAUACAUUGAAGGAAAUUGUCACUUCUGGGGCAGAUUCAAAAACUAACAUAGCGCCAGACACGGAGGUUUUGAGAAUUUUGAGAAAGAGCCCUGAAAAGAGUUCCCUAACCGAUAUGAGGGCCUCUCAAAUUGAGCUUAAUGGCGAGGGAAGCCAUUUUCAAAAAUUAAUAAACAAAUUAUCUGCAACAGCUUGCGAUAGAGAGGAUUCAACCGAACCCCCUGUAAUAACGCAGCAGUUUAAAUCACAAGUUCUUGCUGAUCGAAUUCAGCAUCCUCCUGAGUUUUCGGUUUCUAUAAAAGACUCUGUGGAGAGCCAAAGCCUAGAGCCUGUAUACUGUUUUAAAAAACAACAUUUACAGUCUGAAAAAAAAUCAUCAGAGGGAAAUCAUCAAUCUUCAUCGCACAAUGCACCUUACAUUACAACCGUCGGUGCUUCCUUCAUCGAAAAUUUUCCAAGCAUCAAUAGUGCAGACUCUUUGAAGAAUAAAACAAUUCAAAAUUCAGUUGAAAAAGUAACCAAUGGGAACGAUCCAGUUCCUGUAACUCAAAUGUCUGAUUGUCUCUUGAGUGCAAAGGAAGCAUCGACCAAUAAGACUGAACUAAAAGACGUAGAGUUGAAAGUAAGGCAAAACUUAAGUGAUGAUGAAAGCUUGCUCCAAGGAACGCUGAUUUCUAUUCAUGGAGCACUUGCAGAUCGCUUGAUAUCCGAAAAGGUGUUUCAAGAUGCUGCGGCCUCCGAUAUGGAAACCCCGGAAUCAAACGACGAGAUAACUCCGGAAAAAGGAAUCACAGGCACGGACGCUUGCGUCACGAAUAAAUCAUCAACCGAAAUACCUCCGAUGUUCGUCAGAAAAACUUCCACGAUACUCAUCAAUGGCCAGGGCUCGGAAAAAAACGCGCCCACCAAUGGCUCAGCGUUUGCAGAGAGUCCUCUUGUAACUUCUCGACCAGGAAGGGUGUAUGAGGAACGAGAGAGGCUGGUCUCAGGAGGGUGUUUAUCAAGUGAUAAUCCUUCAACGGUAAUAACAAAAUCAAAGGUAAAUUUCGUUAUGAGUUUCGAAAAUAAGCCGGGAAGUCCACCGCCAGUAGCAGCUCCUCCGCCUGGCGUAUUUCAAAGACUGAUGGCGAAGUUUUCAUCACCCCCCGGACCUCCGAUCGUCAAGGAAACUCUACGAAAAUUCAACGCUAUGUCGGCCGCUAAUUCACCCCCGACCACUAAUCAAAGUCAAAGAAGGAGUUCGGUUGAAAGUAAAGAAUGGGCUUCGAAUGAUUCGUUAAGAGGAGAUGGAGCCAGAAGACCCAGCAAGAUAUCUGAAAAAGCCUCAUUAUUCGACAAACUUGCGAUCGAGAGCUGCUCCUCGGGUAAAAGCCCCAAAAUAUCGCCUAGAGGCUCUAGAAACAGCAUUACAAGCAAUGCGGUUUUAAAGUCCAUUAAAAGUUUAGAAAAAUCCUCAACGAUUGGUAGAGUUGUCACGGUUGAAAGGAAGUUCCCUGAAAACAUUCCCUCCUCUGAGGUGUUUAGAAGCGCAAGGGCCAAGUUCUCCUCUCAACCAGUUGGUUCAUCGAGGUCGAAUGCUAGUAGCAUGACUUCCGAGAUAAAAUGCAACCCUAGCGUCAAUGGGAAUUCGAAAGAUAGACAAACGGAUGGGAUGAGCUUUUCAACGCCAACUUGGGAAAUCUCAGCAAGUUUAUCGGAGACUGGAGAAUCAACCCGCCAAACUAACAUACUGUUAAAAUCUGACGCGGCAAUUAAUGAUGUAUUUGAGAAGGACAUGAGUUGUACAAAUACUAGAAUUAAUUCUCAUUCGAGCGAAUGCUCGAAUGUGAAGAUUAUUGACUGUCAGGAAAAUAAUCUGGGAGCUGAAUCGAAAUCAAACGACUCUUGUAGCACAGCUCAAAAAAAGUUUCAGGUGUCCCCGGCGGUCUCAACUGUAAUUAAAGGGUCCAGUGGAUUUAUCGACUCCGGCGGACAAAAAGCAGAGGCCUUACAUUCUACUGGAAGUAGCCGAGAAGUAGAAAGCGCCCCGAAGGAGACUGAUGAAACGUCACAGCCACAAAAUUUGCAGAGCACCUCGAGAGAAGAAGUAAAACACGACACCACUACUUCAAGUAAAAUUCACGAAAGGGACGGCCUCUAG
Molecule: messenger RNA, 6712 nt
Organism: Bemisia tabaci
Lineage: Eukaryota; Metazoa; Arthropoda; Insecta; Hemiptera; Aleyrodidae
Source: RefSeq, a predicted model, not a curated record